AUGUUGUCAUCACAUCUCUACUGGUUUCUUUAUCGUCGUCGAAAUAAAUUCUUGAUUCUCUGUAUCAUCAUAUUCUGUACAUUAUUUUAUUUCCAUAAAAAUGAUACUCAACAAACAUCGAAAACUAAAGAUCAAUCAAUUAAGCUAAAGAAUAUUCAACAAGGAAAAAAACUACGUGUUAAUCGAGAUACUUAUUCUACACCAGAACCAUGUCAAGGUUGUCCAGGUGAAAAUGGACAAGGUGUACAAUUAACAGCUGAAGAAUCAGUUAAUCUUGAUGCUGUUAUGAAAAAAGAAUUUUUUAAUUUACGUGCAAGUGAAAAAAUCUCCUUAUGGAGAUCAAUACCAGAUACUCGUGAUCCAUUAUGUAAAUCAGUUGAAUAUCCACCAGAUUUACCAACAGCAUCAGUUGUAAUAGUAUUUAAAAAUGAACGUUGGUCACCAGUACUUCGAACAGUUUAUUCCGUUCUUAAUCGUUCACCAAAACAUUUACUCAAGGAAGUUAUUUUAGUUGAUGAUCAAUCAGAUAUUGAGGAAAUGGGUCAACGUUUAGAUGAUUAUUGUGAAGAACAUUUUGGAGAUUUAGUACGAGUUUUACGAGCACCAGUAAGAUUUGGAUUGAUCAAAGCGAAAAAUUAUGGUGCAAAAAAUGCUACUGGAGAUGUUGUCAUUUUUCUCGAUGCUCAUUGUGAAGCAAAUGUUGGAUGGCUUGAACCAUUAGUUUAUCGUAUUAAACAAAACCGGACAGCUAUUCUUUGCCCUAUCAUUGAUGGCAUCGAUAGUUAUCAGUUAUCAUAUUCUUCGGGUCGACCUUUUUUGAUCGGAAUAUUUGAAUGGUCACUUCAUUUUUCUUGGACACGAAUAUUUCCACGAAUUGAAAAUCUACGAAAUACAACUAUUGAUCCUAUUCCGUUAGAACCGCUUUUGCUUCGAAUUAAAGAGAAACGUUCAGCUAUUUUAUGUCCGGGAAUUGAUAUGAUUAGUGAUACGAAUAUGGGUUAUGGUGGUACGGGUGAUGGAAGUAUUGGUGGAUUUUGGUGGUCAUUACAUUUUAAUUGGAUACCAAUUCCACAACGUAUACGUGAUGCACAAAAAACUCGAAUUGAACCUUACCCAUCACCAACAAUGGCUGGUGGUUUAUUAGCUGCACAUCGAGAAUAUUUCUUUGAAAUUGGUGGUUAUGAUGAUGAUAUGGAAGUUUGGGGAGGUGAAAAUCUUGAAAUUUCAUUUCGUGUAUGGAUGUGUGGUGGUAGUCUUGAAUUCGUACCAUGUUCUCGUGUUGGUCAUAUAUUUCGUCCAGGUCAUCCUUACAAUAUGACUGGUGCAAAAGGUAAAGGUGACGUUCAUGGUCGAAAUUCUAUGCGACUUGCUGAAGUAUGGAUGGAUGAUUAUAAACGUUUUUAUUAUAUGCAUAGAUAUGAUUUAAAAGGUAAAGAUUUUGGUGAUGUUGAAGAUCGUCGAGAAAUACGUAAACGUUUAAAUUGUAAAUCAUUUAAAUGGUUUCUUGAAAAUGUUUAUCCUGAAAAAUUUAUUCUUGAUGAAAAUGUUCAUGCAUAUGGAGAAGUUCGAAAUCCUUCGACAAGUUUAUGUUUGGAUACAUUAGGUAAAGAUGAAAAAGGUUCGAUUCAAUUAGCAGUAUUUUCAUGUCAAAAUGGUGCAUCAGCCAAUCAAUUUUUUUCUUUAACAAAAACUGAUCAAUUACGUCGAGAAGAUACAUGUUCACUUUCUACUGGACGUGGUUCAGAUUCUGUUGGAGUUGCUUUAUCCCAAUGUGAAUAUUCGGAUAAAAAUCAAAAAUGGACACAUGAAAAAAAUGGAACAAUUAUUCAUCAUCCAAGUAAACUUUGUCUUGAUAUCGAAGGUCUUAAAAAUAACGAUCAAAUUAAUUUAAAAAAAUGCCAACCAAAUAAACCAUCACAACAAUGGUUAUUCGAACAUUACUCAACGACUUAG
Molecule: messenger RNA, 1953 nt
Organism: Adineta steineri
Lineage: Eukaryota; Metazoa; Rotifera; Eurotatoria; Adinetida; Adinetidae
Source: the annotation of a GenBank genome assembly